Molecule: messenger RNA, 258 nt
Organism: Eimeria mitis
Lineage: Eukaryota; Apicomplexa; Conoidasida; Eucoccidiorida; Eimeriidae
Exons: 1
Coding region: 1-258 (85 amino acids)
Source: RefSeq, a predicted model, not a curated record
AUGUCUUCUUCGGUGUAUGGAGAUUCUCUCCCGCGGCGGGGAGCAUCGGCGGGUCCCUCAGCGAUGAAACCAAGCCAGCAGCAGCAGCUGCAGCAGCAGCAGCAGCAGCAGCAGCAGCAGCAGCAGCAGAAAAACAACAAAGACAAGAUGAACUUUAUUGGGGGUAAAGUGCCCCAGGUGCUCUCCAUGAGAGGCAGCAACGCCCUCAGAGGCGGCCGCCACACAUACAACGCAAUGUGUCUGAAUGACAACUGGUGA